GACUCCUGUACUUGCACCGCUCUCACAUGAAGCCAUGGCUGACUUGCACGUCUACUCUGGAGGCUUUACCUCACGCGAUUCGGAGAAUCAAAAGAAGGCAAACGCGCGACACGUGCUGAUCCCCAACCUCUUGGCUGUGGCCAAGGCCAUGAAGAAGCCGCUUCCGGAGCUGGCCACGCCCUGCGGCCUCUUCGCCGUCUUCGAGGGUCAGCCGCUGGCGUCGGAACACUGUGCGAAGACCUUGCACCUGCAGCUCUUGCAGCACCUCUCCAAAGUUGAGGGGAAGGUCACAGAGCUGGUGCUGAAGCGGUGCCUCCGAGGGGCGCUGGUGGCGCUGGAUGUGGAAGUGCAGGAGCGCCUCCCGGGCCAGACCGGCUGCUCGGCUGCCGCGAGUUUGUUGGUCGGCGCUCAGCUGCUGGUGGCGGUGGUGGGCGGCGCCUCUGCGGCCAGCUGCCGGGGUCCCGGCGCUGCUGAAGGUCUGAAACCUACGCAGCUAGCUGCACGCGUGAAGCGCAACCUGGGAGAUGCAGGCGCCGCCGCCCCAAAGCUGGGCGCGACAGGCGGGCAGUUCCUCCAUGCCCAGCUUUCUGGGCAGGUGAAGGGCCGGCCGGGCGCUCAAGCACAAGCCCAGCUGGGCAGCGAAGAUGUGAAGGUACUGUUCAUGAAGGAGCAGCAGCAUGACUGCCUCAUCCUUGGUAGCGGCAGCCUGCUUCGAGGCACAACCCUCGCAGAUGUGCAGGAGGCGGUGAACGGGUGCAGUCCCGGCGAUGCUCUGGCGGUGGCAUCCGCGGUGGGCCAGAAGGCGAAGAGCCGACAGGUUCACAAGAAGACGGACAAGGCCUGCUGGGUGCAGUCUGAGCAGGAAGAGAGCGAGAUCACCUGCUGCGCCGUGCUGGUCACCCGGGAGGAUCUGGCAAAAGCGCCGGCGCAGCAAGUGGCAAAGAAGCAGCGCCUGGCUGCGGAGGUGAAGCCUACGGCGUCUUUGGCCGAAGCGGCUGAGAAGGCCCAAGAAAAGAGAUGGGAGAUCCGUGACCGCAGCGACAACAUGGCGAUAGGGCCCACAGAGCAGAGCGGCCAAGCACCGGAGCUCAUACAAGAGGAAGGCAAAGUGAUCGACAUCAGGGAACUGGAUGGCACGUCGCAGUGGCGCAUGAAGAAUUACGGCACUGCCCACUUCCGAGGCGGUGAAAACUACAAAGGUGGCGAUGAGGAGAAGGGCAAAGGAAAGGGCAAGAAGGGCAAAGGCAAAGGAAAGAAGGGCAAAGGAAAGGGCAAAGGCAAAGGCAAAGGUAAGAAGAAAGGCAAAGACGAAGGCUCGGAUGAGGAGGGCGAGUAUGAGGAAGGCGAGUACGAGGAAGGCGAGUACGAGGAUGAGGGGGACAUCACCGGCGACGAGAAAGAAGCCGGCGAUUGAGCUGUGGACGAAAAGCGGUCCGUGCCCGGCAUGAGCGGUUUGUUCAGUUGCAGUAAGUGACGA
Effrenium voratum is the source of this 1477-nucleotide messenger RNA. The record is from the annotation of a GenBank genome assembly. Lineage: Eukaryota; Dinophyceae; Suessiales; Symbiodiniaceae.